Hibiscus syriacus is the source of this 1594-nucleotide messenger RNA. Its product is annotated as glycosyltransferase-like At2g41451. The transcript is spliced from 10 exons. Lineage: Eukaryota; Viridiplantae; Streptophyta; Magnoliopsida; Malvales; Malvaceae. The coding region runs from base 26 to 1594 and encodes 522 amino acids. The record is from RefSeq and is a predicted model, not a curated record. Gene Ontology annotation, biological process: cellulose biosynthetic process; response to abscisic acid.
AUCUCUGCAUGUAAAUCUCAUUCUCAUGGCUUUAAGACCCAAUGCGUCCUUCACGUCCACUUCCAUAUUUUCUUCUCAUCGUGGUUUCCAUCUUCGUCUUCUCUUGCUCUUGACCCUCCUCCCAUUAACCCUCGCCUUCUUCGCUUUUGUUCUCCAAUGGCGUGGCGAUCUCAACGACCCCAUUCCUUUGUCUCCCGACCCUUUCCACUUCCCCACGAUGCCCCAUCAGAGAUCAGACUCCCGCUCUGGUCGCCGCUCCGCCUCUGAAUGCGUCAAUUUUUUGGGUCAGAGCAGGACCCCGGUGUUCCCUUAUUUCAAGGAUUGGAGUUUCGACUUCGGGUCCGAUCUCAGGCCUAAGAUAUGUAUUGUUUCAAGUACUUCUGCAGGCUUAGAACAGAUAAUACCAUGGAUCUUUUAUCACAAGGUUAUUGGAGCUUCAGGUUUCUCUCUUUUUGUUGAAGGGAAGGCUGCCUCUCCCAUGGUAUCAAAAGUCCUAGAAUCCAUUCCAGGAGUUAAAGUGAUAUACCGAACAAAAGAAUUAGAGGAACAACAAGCUAAUAGUCGGAUCUGGAAUGAGACAUGGCUGGCAAAAUUCUUCUAUAAGCCAUGUAAUUACGAGCUGUUUGUGAAGCAAUCGCUUAACAUGGAAGUGGCUAUUGUAAUGGCUAGGGAUGCUGGCAUGGAUUGGAUUAUUCAUCUUGAUACUGAUGAGCUUAUACAUCCUGCGGGUGCUCGUGAGUACUCUGUCAGACAAUCGCUGGCAGAUGUACCUGCAGAUGUUGAUACAGUUGUCUUCUCAAAUUAUGAAAGCAUUGUUGAGAGGGAUGAUAUAAAGGAACCAUUUACUGAGGUCUCCAUGUUCAAGAAGAACUAUGAUCAUCUUCCUAAGGAUGUGUAUUUUGGAAACUACAUAGUGGCAACCCAUGGCAAUUCAAACUACUUUUUGACCUAUGGAAAUGGGAAAUCAGCUGCUCGUGUUCAAGACCAUCUUCGUCCUAAUGGUGCACAUAGAUGGCAUAACUACAAGAAGAGACCAACUGAGAUCAAAUUGGAUGAGGCUGUUGUUCUGCAUUACACAUACACCAAGUUUUCUGAUCUAACUUCGAGGCGUGAUCGAUGUGGCUGCAAGCCUACAAUGGAGGAUGUUAAAAGAUGUUUCAUGUUACAAUUUGAUAGAGCUGCAUUCGUAAUUGCUUCAACUGCAACGGAAGAGGAAAUGCUUCGCUGGUACCGUGACCAUGUGGUGUGGAGUAAUAAAGCAUUGAACUCCAAGCUUUUGAAGAGGGGAAUUUUUACUCGGAUUUAUUCUCCCAUGGCUAUAAUUCAAGGACUUAGGGAAUCUGGUGUUUUUACUUCUGUGGUGCAGUCGGCACAUACUUAUUUCUUGCGGGACAAGUCAUCAUCAGUUGAGAGUAGUAACUCUUCUAGCAUAAUAGAUAAACCCGGGAUCAUUUCUUCCGGGAAGAUCGGUUUCGACGAGUCUCGAGCGACUGCCAGAAGGAUCUUCGAGAUCAAUGACGAAUUUUCCGGCGAUUCAGCAAUUCCACCACUUCCUCCUCCGGUCGCGGAUGAUAACGAGAGAUUAUAUUCAUAG